UCACAGCCUCAAGCUUCACAGCAAGAGCAGAGGAGGGAGAGGAAGAGGAGGAAGAAGGAGCUUCACGCACAGGCACAGCACGGCCGCGAUGAGGGGGAGGAGGAGGGGGAGCAGCGGCACGGCCACCGACUUCCUCGUCUGCUUCCCGCCGCGGGCGCACCUGGCGCUCAUGCCGCCCAAGACGGCCUGCAGCCCGUCGCGGCCGUCUGCGAGCUCCGAGCGCCGGCACAGCACCAGCGGCGCCCGGCCGUCGUCGUCCAGGGUGGCCGCCAAUAGGAACCCGAGCCGCCGACACCACGCCGUUGACGUCGGCGAGGACAACGAGCCGACGUCGCCCAAGGUGACGUGCGCGGGGCAGAUCAAGGUCUCCCGGUCGGCCAAGCCCAAGGGAGGCCUUGGCGCCGCCGGUGGGAAGAAGAAGGCCACGUGGAUGCAGGCGCUCGGGAUCAAGAAGGACGCCCUGCCCUUCCUCAACGCCCUGCACGGCGCCUUCCGGCUCAACGUCUCAGGCUGCUUCGGCAGGUUCCCCGGCGCCGUCGUGGAGUACACAUCCGGGGAGGAGGACGAGGAAGACGAGGAGCAGGUGGGCCGCGCGGGGAAGGAGACGGAUCGGCACGGGGAUGCAUUGGCCAAGUGGUUCAUGGUGCUGGAGGAAGGGAAGAGGGUUCCCAGAACGACGCAGGAACAAGAACUAAAGCCGGGGGAGGAGGACCAAGAAGACGCGGCGCCGCCGGCGAACGCGCUGAUGCUGAUGCGGUGCCGGUCGGCGCCGGCGAAGGGGCUGGCGAGGAGGCUCGGGGUGGCAGACGCAGGGGAGGACGAGGAGGCCAAGAGCGACAGCAACGAGGCAAAGGAGGAAGAGGCGGAGAAGGAGAACCUGGUGGUCAUGAGGUACCCGCCCGACUUCUUCCAGGUAUCCAUGGACAUCGCCAAGGAGACAUGGAUCGUCGGCGGGGACGACUCGAUCUUACGCUGCCGGAGCUGGAAGAAAUGAACGACGAUGAUCCAUUCCAUCCUCUCCUUCCGCGAACAAUGUAUGUGUGUUUUUCAACGUUUUGCUACCCCGAUCCUCUGCCGAUUCUCCUUCUGAGAGCAGAGUCGUUGCUACGAUUUGCGUAUGGAUCGCGUAAAGGAUUCGAUCAGCAUGUGGCAGAUUUGGUUCAGAGAAGGCCAGCGUGUAGGCCUCUCAGCAAAACAUAUUCUGCUCUGUAGAUAUUGCUGUGUUUUUAUUAGGGAUCCCUUGCUAUAUUUUUACCUACAUAUGCAUAUAUAUAUAUAUGUACAUGGUGAACAGUACCUGCAGUAUGUGAGGAGUAAUACGAGUGAAGUGUAUAGCUCCCAGCCAGUGUGCAACUUAACUUUGGAUCUGAGAUGGAGUUCUCUAGCGAUUUACCUUAGUACUCUUGUUUGCAUGAUAUAAGCAUUAAGGCGUUAAGCUGACUGUACAUGAUUUGUUGAUUUCUGUUUGUAUACCUGGAAGAAUUAAUUUGAUGUCACAGCUUUGCCA
Hordeum vulgare subsp. vulgare (domesticated barley) is the source of this 1507-nucleotide messenger RNA. RefSeq lists its product as uncharacterized. The transcript has a single exon. NCBI's taxonomy places the organism in Eukaryota, Viridiplantae, Streptophyta, Magnoliopsida, Poales, Poaceae. The record is from RefSeq and is a predicted model, not a curated record. The coding region runs from base 89 to 994 and encodes 301 amino acids.